Wasmannia auropunctata (little fire ant) is the source of this 2833-nucleotide messenger RNA. RefSeq names its product deformed epidermal autoregulatory factor 1 (gene Deaf1). Gene Ontology annotation, molecular function: RNA polymerase II cis-regulatory region sequence-specific DNA binding; DNA-binding transcription activator activity, RNA polymerase II-specific. Gene Ontology annotation, biological process: positive regulation of transcription by RNA polymerase II. The record is from RefSeq and is a predicted model, not a curated record. The transcript is spliced from 4 exons. Bases 47 to 1465 code for a protein of 472 amino acids. Lineage: Eukaryota; Metazoa; Arthropoda; Insecta; Hymenoptera; Formicidae.
UGCGCGGCGCGACGAGGCGAGGCGAGACGAGGCGAGAACAGCCGAAAUGGAGGAGAGCCAAACAUCGGAAAGUGUCGCCGUGCUACCGGACAUGUCCGAACCGUUGACGAGCGAGACCGAGGAGGCGGCUGCACUGACGAGCGAGCACGAGGCACAUCCCGUCGCGGUCACGGCGAGCGUUACUACGGUACCGGGUGUGUCGGGCGUUCCUGGGGUCGGUGUGCCGGUCUCUCUUCCCGUAGGCUCCAUCAUCGGCGUAACGAACACCAAUGGCGCGACCUUCAACGUCAUCACCUCGGAUCAGCUGCAGCUGCCUGGUACGGGGCCGUUCAAGCAGAUGCUAUGCGUCGACAACUCAUUCAUUUGCGAAUCACGUCAUGACAAAGACGCGGAUCCUCUACGUUGGAAUGGUGAGCUGAAAGCGACCCACAUAGUGAUUCAGAACAGCACCGAUGAAACGGAAUCAGAGCAGAUACAUGUAUCUACGCCCAGUUCUCAGCCUAUAUACAGCUGGUCGGAUUCGGCAAAUUUAGCAGUGCUACCUAUCAGAUGUAAGAACACAAAUGCAGAAUUGCACAAGAGUAGAUUCGGAUCUGGUGGUAGAGGACGGUGUAUCAAACUUGGCACAGACUGGUACACACCUAGCGAGUUCGAGGCUUUCUGCGGUAGAGCAUCCAGCAAAGAUUGGAAACGAAGUAUUCGUUUUGGUGGAAGAAGUCUACAGACUCUUAUUGAUGAACAGAUUUUGAAGCCUCAUGCCACUUCUUGCACCUGUGCGGCGUGUUGCGAUGAUGACAGCGCGACGGGACCAGUUCGCCUCUUCACACCAUACAAACGUCGAAAAAGACCCAAGGACUCACCUGAUGGAGAGGCUCCUUCGCGCAAGCAUAAGAUCGAGAAUUCGCGAGAUGGCAGCAAUAACGAUGAGAGCGGCGACGAGGUUGUUGUACCUGACAAAGAGAUUUGGCCGCAGUUCGUUUCUGCGGAUGGACUAGUUGUGCAACAAUCCUCAGAACAAGAUGCAGUUGUGCAGAAUGCGCAUCAAACAGAAAAUGGUCAAGGCGAUGACGUUUUUAAGAAACUGGAUGAAACGUCAAACAAAAUAAUGAAAUUGGCUUACGAAUUUAGACGUAAUUUGGAAGAAGCAAAGGAAUUAAACAGGCAACAGAGAAGAGAGCAGGCGUUGGUCGCGCAACUCGGAGGACGGACGGAUGUUAUCGAAACUGUUGGAUUGCAACCGGCGUCCGAUUCACAUAAUAAAAAGUGUGCCAACUGUAAUCGAGAAGCAUUUGCAGAAUGCUCUCUAUGCAGACGCACACCGUAUUGUUCCACGUUUUGUCAGCGUAAAGACUGGGGUAGCCACCAGAUGGAAUGUGUGAGGGGUGCGGCUGAGACAGUGAUGCUCAUAGUAGAAAGCGGCAACGGAGACACGACCACUCUACCGGCGACCGCGACGGACCAAUAGCUAGUGUUUCUCACGCCAAUUCACCAAAGGACUACAGAAAACGAAGAAUCUGAAGAUGUGGAAACAUUAAAAUUCAAGGAAGAGACAUAGAUUGAAAGCACAUUCACAUUAUACAAGAAUAACAAAAUAUGUAUAAGCGUGCGCGCGCGCACGCACGCGACACACACACACACACACACAUAUGGCAAAUAGUUGUGUAUAUUAUACAUAUACGGUAUAUACGCGUGCGUGUGCGCAAAUACAUACGUGCAUAUGUUUGUAUGUAUGUGUGUAUAAUAUGUAUGUAUAUAUGAUUAAUGAUUAUCAGGCUCUGAGAUAACAAAGGGAAAGCAAUAAACCCUUUGCAGAGAUUUGCAUAAACAUGUUCAAGUGUAUAAUGCCGAAUUUAUAUUAUUACAAAAUUAUAUUAAUUUGCAUUAAUUAUAUUUAUUGGCAAUUCAUUUGAAUAAAUUAAAUGUCUUGGUCUUCUUGAGCAAUAAUUGAGAACAAAAACAAGAUCUCGUUUAUUACUUGCCUGAUGUCAAGCAGAUUAAAAUAUCAUGCACAUACAGAGUUAAAAUACAAUGAACAAUAUGAAUCCAGAACUAAUGAUGACAGACUUCGUAACAGUAAAACAAGCUCUUAUAAUCGUAAUUUUAUUAAAAUACUAUCCAUCGCGGUAUAUAUACUAUCUGAUAAUAUCUAAUAUCUGUGUAACAUCUUUCAUUAAAAGCUUAUUUUAUUUAUGCAUUUGUUUGUUUUUUUAUAAUUUUAUUAUCUAUAUUCUUACAACUGUAAUGAUUCAGAAUUGUGUUUACUUUUUCCUGUAAUUUGAUAUAAAUAUUUAUUUCACUAUCAUUGUAUAUUGUCUUGUGAGUAGCACUAUUUUGCAAUAUUGUUAAUAUGAAGCCUCUGUUGUAAGAAUUCUUAUAUUUUUGAAUUCUAUAAUGUAUUAUUUUUAGAUUAUACAUAUCACUUAACAUCGUAUAUUGAUUCUGCAUAUGUAUAUCUUAUUCUGCUUACUUUAUGUGCAAUUAAUAAAAAAGAUUCUGGUUUUUUUAUCUUUUUCGAUUAAAAAUAAAAGUGAUAAACGAUUGAGAAAGAACAUCUUUUCGCGAAUUAUAAACCAGAUAAAUUAUAAAAAUUAUAUUCUUUAACUACUUUAAUAAAAUUCUAAUUUAUAUGAUAUAUAUUGUUAAAAAUUGAGAAACUGCGAUCAAUGAUAAUCUUCGACGGUAUCGUGCGUAUUAUCUCAUCACGAUUAUUAAUAUAAAUAAAUAUUUAACGUUCUAUUCAAUAAAACUAAAAUAAUUGAAAUGAUAGAAGAAAUUUAUGUGGAAAACAUCACACAUUAAGAUCACUUUUUUUAAAUAAAAUGAUAAAAUGUUA